AUGGCAACCUACAGCUUUGAAAAUUCAUUGUUUGAUAAGGCAACAAACACUCUUAGCAUUCAUUCCCGACAUAUUGAGGGAAGAAACAAUGAGCGCGUGACCAAAUGGGAAAAUCAGUUGCCCAUUCCAGAAGAUAAGAACUCAUUCCCUUUCACUAAUGAGUUAUCGACAAGUGGCAAGAAAAAACUCAGAGAGCGCGAGGUUCCAGAUGAGAGAGAGGAGGACGGCAUUUCAGAUCAGCAUCGGCAUUUUAAAAGUAAAGGCACUGUAGUUUUCAACUUUGGAGAUAUCAAGAUUUUGACCCGCUAA
Molecule: messenger RNA, 309 nt
Organism: Dovyalis caffra
Lineage: Eukaryota; Viridiplantae; Streptophyta; Magnoliopsida; Malpighiales; Salicaceae
Source: the annotation of a GenBank genome assembly